Molecule: messenger RNA, 4725 nt
Organism: Mirounga angustirostris (Northern elephant seal)
Lineage: Eukaryota; Metazoa; Chordata; Mammalia; Carnivora; Phocidae
Gene: ZMAT1
Product: zinc finger matrin-type 1
Exons: 3
Coding region: 2087-3505 (472 amino acids)
Molecular function (GO): nucleic acid binding; zinc ion binding
Source: RefSeq, a predicted model, not a curated record
GUUCAUUACUCCCACCUUGAAGCCCUCUUCUUUGUCAUAUGUAACUCCUUAUGCUCUGGUUCUUCUUCUGUGUUUCUGUUUCUUUUCUGUUUUCUUUGGGGGCUCUUUUUUAAUUCAUUACCUAAAUGUAGGUGUUCCUGUGGCUCCAUUCUUGGCCUUACUCUACAAACAUGAUCUAAGCUGUUCCCCGGAUUUCAUCUCUUACCUGUAUGCUUAUAACCUUUCUGUCAAGCUUUGGACUCAUAUCCAACUGGCAGCUACUGCUUUACCUGGAUACCUCAUAUCCAUUUCAAUUCCACUCAGUUAUUCAGAGUAGAAACCUGUAGUUAACUGUGAAUCCCCCAACACUACCUUCUUCACUUUUUAUAUCUAAUGAAACACCAAGCCAUGACUGUUUUACCUGGUCCCUUAUCUGCAGCUCUACUCUUCCCAUACUAGGUCAGGCCCUCAACAUCUUUCCUAGAGCUUUGGUACUCAAAGUGUGGUUUGUGGCCAGCAUCAUCAGCAUCAUUUGGAGCUUGUUAGAAAAAAAGAAUCUCAAGCCUCACUGCAGACCUGCUGGAACGGAAACUGCAUUUUGACAAGAUCCCUAGGGAUUUGUACUCACAUUAAAUUUUGAGAAGCAUUGUUCUAGAAUAUUGCCACAGCCUCCUAACUACUAUCCCUGCCAUCAGUUUUGUCUCUCCAAAUCUACCCUCAAUUUAACCACUAGAGUGUUUCACCUAAAGUGCACAUCCUUCCAGGUCAUUCCCUACUUUAAAAUCCUCACUUGUUUCUCCUUUUUCUGAGGAUAAAAAUCUAAGCUUCAUAGCUCUUUACCAUCAUUCCCUGCCUAUGUUCUCCAGGCUUAUCCCCUCUUACUUCCUGCCAUGAUCUGUAUAGGUCAGAACCUGCAAACUGCUUAUGGUUUCCAGAAACCAUUACCCUAUUUCUUGUCUCUCUGCCCUUUUUCAUGCUGCCAUUUUGGAACAUCUCCAUGUUCCUCUUCUUUAUCUAAUUCCUAACUCAUUCUUUAACAUACUACUUCCGGGAAGCCUUUUCACUCCCUUCAAGACUUAUCUUCUGUGUUUCCUUAGCCUGCAUGUCUAAUUUUCUCUCUGUGCGUCUUUAUCUCCCACUAGAAUGUAUAAGAUCUUUGAGGGAAGGGAUUUCACCUAACUCAUCUGUAUUUCCGGUGCUAGAGAUAGAAACUGGCACAGAGUAGGCCUACCUCAAUAGCGAUUAGUUUAAUAUAGAAUCAGUGAACUGCUAAUCUUGAUAUAUUGAGUGCUAACCCUGCAUUGGUACUAUUUAAGUUUCCUAAUUAAUGUGAUUCAACAUAUCUCAAAAAGUUACAUAGAGAUCUGUGUUUUUAUCUAGGAAUUUGAAGAAUGUUGAUUUAGGCAAGUGUAGAAAUAAAAGUGGUAGGGCUUCUGAAAGUAGUAGAUGUUUGGAGAAAUGACAAACUUUAACUUGUUAGGAUAUUUUUCCUAUUGCUGGGGUGAGGAUAUCUGAAAUAAGUACCUUCUAGUUUAAUGGACAGCAUUAGGUAAAAUUGGAACUGAGUCAACUAUGAGAAGUGUACAUACUCUGGUCACUUCUAAAGGGAGAGUCAUGUUAGCAUUCUGAAGUUUCAAGGUUAUUAGAAUAAGAGAAGGAGAAUUUUGGUGAAAUUUUCAUCUGGCCAGGGAGGGAGUGCUGACCAUUAGCAUAAUAGAGCUCAAAGAACAAAUUUUCAGCCCUGCUUUUAACUGUCCCAUUUUAAGAACAGUAAACAUUUGAGGAUUAAAAAAUAGCUGGAGAAUUUAAAUUAGCUAAUGAGAAUUUCAAAGAACAGAACAGCAGAAGCCCAUAUUAUAAGCGAGCAAGUGGUAAGACAGAAACCAUUUGAUACAUGACACCUUAACUAUUUCAUUCAUCACCCCAUUUUCUCCCUUCUUUCUGUCUCUGCCUUUUUUCCAUCUGUUUUGUUUAUAUAUGUUCCUACUAUACCUAAUCUCUCUUUCUUCAUCAUUCUCACUGCUUUCUUCAUGUCCCUCAUCCGGGCCAGAUCUUAUUAGCACAGGAAUGGCUACCAUAACGAUAUGGAACUAAAGUAUCAUUUACUAUGAGAACCUACGUUUGCCAUAUUUGUAAUAUCACCUUUACAUCUUUAGAAAUGUUCCGAUCCCAUAUGCAAGGAAGUGAACACCAAAUUAAAGAAUCCAUUGUUAUCAACCUAGUGAAGAAUUCAAAGAAGACACAAGACUCUUAUCAAGAUGAAUGUGCAGAUUACAUCAAAGUGCAGAAAGCCAGAGGAUCAGAGUCCAAGACUUGUUUCAGAAAGAUGGAAGAGGAUUCUCUGGAAACCCGUGGGUACAGGGAAGUAGUUGAUUCCAGGUCCAGACAUAGAAUGUUUGAACAAAGACUCCCAUGUGAGUCUUUCCGGACAUACCCAGGAUCAUACAAUAUUUCACAAACAGGAGAAAACCAAUUACCUCAUUGCUCACCAGCUCAUUCAAAGAGGACCUAUGACUCUUUCCAAGAUGAACUGGAAGAUUACAUCAAAGUGCAGAAAGCCAGAGGACUAGAUCCAAAGAUUUGUUUCAGAAAGAUAAGAGAGAACUCUAUGGAAACCCGUUGGUACAGAGAAGUUGAUUCUCGACCCAGACAAAGAAUAUUUGAGCAAAGAUGUUCACUUGAGACUUCCCAGACCUACCAACAACCAUAUAAUAUUUCACCAGUGGAAAGCCAAUUACAUCACCGGUUACCAGCUCAUUCAAAGAGGACUUAUGAUUCUUUCCAAGAUGAACUUGAAGAUUACAUCAAAGUGCAGAAAGCCAGAGGACUAGAGCCAAAGACUUGUUUUAGAAAGAUUAAUGAUAGCUCUACGGAAACCCAUAAGUACAAAGAAAUGGUUGAUUCCAGACCCAAACAUAGAAUAUUUGAGCAAAAACUCCCAUUUGAGACUUCCCAGACCUAUACAGGAUCAUACAGUAUUUCACAAGCAGUAGAAAACCAGUUACCUCAUUGCUUACCAACUAAUGACAGCAAACAGAGACUAGACUCCAUGACCUCUUGUCAACCCAUCAGAGACUAUUUCCCAGAAAAACCAGUACCCCUGAGCCUUAGUCAGCAAGAAAAUAACUCUGGCCCAUACAGUGUAGAAUCUGAAGUUUACAAGCACCUCUCCUCAGAAAACAGUACCAGUGACCAUCAAGCAGAUCAUAAACGGAAACAUCAGAAAAGAAGAAGACACCUGGAGGAAAGUGAAGAAAGGCCAGAGAAAGAAGAGCAGUCCAAGCAUAAAAGGAAAAAGAGUUAUGAGGAUACUGAUCUAGAUAAGGACAAGAGCAUCCGACAAAGGAAAAGAGAGGGAGAUAAAGUCAGUGUCAGUUCAGGAAAGCUUAAACAUCGAAAAAAGAAAAAAAGCCAUGGUGUACCCACUGAGAAAGAAGAACGUAAGCACAAGAAAGAGAAAAAGAAAUCUGUUGAAGAAAAGACAGAAGAGGAAAUGCUUUGGGAUGAAUCUAUUCUUGGAUUUUGAGCUUUUAGUUUUGUUUACCCAAGGAUGAAUUGAAGAAAUCAGUUAAGAACAUGGAUUUAGACAAACAGAACAUCUAGUGAAGAAAAGGAGCAGUGAUACAGUCAAUGUCAGUUCAGGAAAGCUUAGUUUUUGUGUGUAUAAAUUGAAAUUGAAUUGAAAGAAGAAACAAACAAGCUUAGACCUACCCUCUGAGAAAGAAUGUAAGAAAAACAUAAAAACACAACAAGAACAUAAGAGAAAAGGAAACCUGUUGAAGAAAAGAUGAGAGUCAAUGUUUUGGGAGGAAUCUGUUCUAGGAAUUUGAACAUUUCAUUUUGUUUACCUAAGGAUGAAUUGAAGAAAUCAGUUUAGAAAAUGGAUUUAGACAAAAACCAAAAACAUCCAAUGAAGAAGAGAAGAGGUGAAUAUGGUUAUUGUCAAUUCAGGAAAGCUUAGUUUUUUGGGGGGGUAUAAAAAUUGAAAAUGAAUUGAAAGAAGAAACAAGCAUAAACCUAGCCUCUGAGAAAGAAGAACAUAAGAACACAAGAAUAGAAAAGAAAAGUAAACCUGUUGAAGAAAGAUAAUGCUUUGGGAUGAGUCUACUCUUGGAUUUUGAACUUUUUAGUUUUGUUCCCUUACGGUUGAAUUGAAGAAAUAAGUUGAAGAGUUUGGUUUCAUGAAAUUGUUGUUAUUUGAAUUUUCCUAAGUGAACAGUUAACUUUAACCUCUAACAAAAGCCAAGUGAAGUAAAAGUAUUCAAUAUGCCUUUUCCUUAAGUUACUUUUCUUCAUUUUCUUAAAAAAAAAGAAAAAGUACGUUUCUUACAUAUAAUGUAAUUUUGCUUAAUGAGGUUGUCUCUACUUCUAUUCCUCAAAUUGCUGUGGUGGUGAAUUAUUUACCCAUGGGAGAUAAUUUAUUUUAAAUGAGAGAAUUACCAGGCAUUAGAGAAUCCAUUCCUUGUUUGGGUUUGUGAUAGUGUUGGUAUUUUAUUAUUGUUGUUGUGUGUUUGUUUCUUGGUUUUCUCCCAAGAAAAAUGUAUGAAGCGAUUUAGACUGAUUUUUUUGUUUGUUAAAUCUAAUUUGCAGUGUAUUUUUAUAUUUUCUAGUUCUGAAAGUGAAAAUGAAACAGUCUAUAAUAAAUUUAGAUGAUAUAUAGUUUUAAAAAGCUCUCAAAAUGUACUGAUACAAAAUCAGUCUAUAUUCUGGAAAUGUUUAUAUUAUAUUAAAGUGUUUUAAUUUCUA